AAAAGAGCAACGUCAUUCUUAAUACUUCAAAUAUGGCGUCAAAUACUGAUGGGAAGCUUGCUCGUGGCAUGAGGCUGUGGAUAAUAUUCAGCGCCUUCUUUGUGUUCUGGCCAAAUUACGUACGAUGCCAAUUCGAGGGGGAUGUACGGCUUGUUGAUGGAGCCCAGAAUGGGCGAGGGCGGGUCGAGAUCUACCACGACAACCAGUGGGGUACUAUCUGUGAUGACACAUGGGACACCUCCGAUGCACAAGUUGUCUGUCGACAGCUCGGUUUCGGAACCACCAACGCUCGCGGAUAUACCGCUACCAGUCCUGGGUCUGGUCCUAUCCACCUUGACGGGACCCACUGCUUCGGGACCGAAUAUCGUCUAGAUUAUUGCUCUCAUUCAUCCUGGGGACUAAACGAUUGUGUCCACAGCGAGGAUGCAGCUGUAUCAUGUGACAUCAAUGAAGGGGAUGUCCGACUUGUUGGUGGGUUCACUCCAAACCAAGGCCGGGUUGAGAUCUACCACAAUUACCAGUGGGGGACAGUCUGUGAUGACAGAUGGGGUGACUCUGAUGCGAGGGUAGUUUGUCGACAGCUUGGAUACUCAGGUGAUGUUGGUGAAGCCAGGAGUGGUGGUACAUAUGGACGAGGAUCUGACCCAACAUACCUUGACGAGGUCGGCUGUUUGGGAUAUGAAAGUAGAUUGGCGGACUGUAGUCACGACGGAUGGGGCAUUGAAGACUGUACUCACAGCGAAGAUGCAGGAGUCUACUGCAAUGAAAAUGUACCCGCUACAUCUUCACCCGCUACAUCUUCACCCGCUACGUCUUCACUUGUCGUGGGCAUCAUGUCGUUUGUUGGUGUGUCCUUGUUCUUGCUGACCAUGUCUGCUCUCAUAGCUGUGUAUUACACCUGCAGUCAGCGUAAGCCGGCUAUCAUACCUACGCAAUCAAAUCAGAUCCCUCUCAGCACCAUUACUUCUCAUCCUGUCGCUUAUCACACCGCUGCGGCUGCCACUUCAAAUAGCAUGACAACAGGGCCCACUCAGCCAUCAUUGCCGCAGCAACCACCAGCAACUGAAACCGACUCUCUACCAAGUCCUCCCUCAUAUAACGCCUUACAGGGUGGACAAUCCGACUCUAUGCCCCAACCAAACUAACACAGCAUAAUUAUGCUAGACCCUAUAAAGGAAUGAGGUGGGGAGCCAGGCUCGUACAAAGGGGGGAA
This is a messenger RNA of Strongylocentrotus purpuratus (purple sea urchin), 1213 nucleotides long. Its product is annotated as scavenger receptor cysteine-rich domain-containing group B protein. Gene Ontology annotation, cellular component: membrane. The record is from RefSeq and is a predicted model, not a curated record. The transcript is spliced from 4 exons. The coding region runs from base 33 to 1145 and encodes 370 amino acids. Lineage: Eukaryota; Metazoa; Echinodermata; Echinoidea; Camarodonta; Strongylocentrotidae.